CUCUCGAUUCUCGAAAUUUAUUCCGCCAGGCGACUGCUAGCAUUGGAGUCCGUACAACAGAGGGGGCCUCUAGCUCCUAAGAUACAUCAAUAUGCUCUCGGAGAAGUAUAUCGGCCUAAUUUUGGCCAUUCUAUCAACGAUGGCAAUAGGCACAAGUUUUGUUAUUACAAAAAAGGGAUUAACACACGCAUCCGAACAACAUGGUUUUGAGGGAGAAGGAUUCUCAUAUUUGAAAAGCCCCAUUUGGUGGGGUGGUGUUAUCACAUUGGCCAUUGGAGAAGUCGCAAACUUCGCAGCGUACGCCUUUGCGCCUGCAAUCCUCGUGACGCCUUUAGGCGCAUUAAGUGUCUUAAUAGGUGCGGUCCUUGGUUCCUACUUUCUCGAUGAGAGACUGGGCACAUUGGGUAAAAUGGGAUGUGCUUUGUGCCUUCUGGGCUCAGUGGUGAUCGUCCUUCAUGCGCCUCCGGAUAAGCCUGUCGAGACGAUCGAAGAAAUUCUGCACUAUGCUCUCCAACCAGGAUUUCUGCUCUAUUGUCUUGCGGUAGCCAUUUUCUCGACUGUCAUGAUCUACCGAGUUGCGCCCGUUUACGGCAAAAAGAACCCCCUCAUUUUUAUUUCGAUCUGUUCCACCGUCGGUUCAGUCUCCGUCAUGUCCGUCAAGGCUUUUGGCAUUGCCCUGAAGCUUACACUUGGUGGCAAUAAUCAGUUUACGCAUGCGUCGACCUAUGUUUUUAUGAUUGUCACGGCCUUCUGUAUCCUCACUCAGAUGAACUAUUUCAACAAGGCCCUGAAUCAAUUUUCUACUUCGAUCGUAAAUCCCCUGUAUUAUGUGACGUUCACUACAGCCACAUUGUGCGCUUCCUUCAUUCUUUUCAAGGGAUUCAACACGACGGAUGCGGUCAACACAAUCUCGCUGCUGUGCGGGUUUCUCAUUAUCUUCUCCGGCGUCUAUCUUUUGAACCUUUCCCGACAUGACCCGGAUGGACGGCAGAUGUUGAACUCCAAGCUGGAUGAUGAAGGGGUACCUACCGAUGGAAUCGCAAGCUUUCAGACUCGCCGAUCGAUGCAGUCCCGGCGGAGCAAUGAGCCCCAUCGUCGAAGCUCAUCCAGCAUUGCUUUCCUGAAUGGCAAUGGAGACCGUGAAGGCUUGAUCCACGCUUACGAUGUCGAGAACCAAGCGUACGGUCUGACGGAAUUGACUGAAGAGAGCGACGGAGAGCCAGGGCCCACGUACAAGAAUAAACGUAGCGACGAUCUAGAGCGCACCUCCCAUCAGCCCAAUAAGCAUGACGAGCGAUAGUAUGACGGACUCUCUUUUCUUUUUUUCUUUUCUUUUAUCUGCUUGUUAUAAAUCACGACGAGGUUACUGCUGUUACGUUUUCUUUUCUCCCAUUCGCUUUUUACCCACUUAGUCAUGCGUUGCUACUGGCACCAUUCGACCCGAGAAUAUUGCUUUAUGGCUGCAUUGUACUUUUAUUUCUCUUGAAGCGUAAGAAAAUAUACCAGGGUUGGGGAUCAGGGAUGCUCAUGAGUCAUUUGAACUGGAUUGGACAAAUUUCUUUUUUGGUUGCUUUUCUUUUCUUUUCUUUAUGCCCCCUUGGCUGAGGUUAGAAAGGAAAUGGUUGUCUGCGACAAACAGGAUUGUACAUACGCAUUAUUGUCAAUUUUGAGAUAGAUAUUGUGCAUUUCCUUUUCCAUUUAGAAACAGUUGGGACUUGGAGAUAUUUAAGGAU
Molecule: messenger RNA, 1733 nt
Organism: Aspergillus alliaceus
Lineage: Eukaryota; Fungi; Ascomycota; Eurotiomycetes; Eurotiales; Aspergillaceae
Product: DUF803 domain membrane protein
Exons: 8
Coding region: 92-1300 (402 amino acids)
Biological process (GO): magnesium ion transport
Cellular component (GO): membrane
Molecular function (GO): magnesium ion transmembrane transporter activity
Source: RefSeq, a predicted model, not a curated record